UCAGUCGACAGUCAGCUGUUCCACAGUUCGAUCGUUCAGCUAAGCUAAGCUUUUGAUUUACCCGGCGCCGCUAUCGGUUGUUUCGUUACCGCAGUUUUUCUCUAAUACACUUUUUUUCAAACUAUCCAUUAGAGCCAUGGCUACCUAUGCAGCUUACAGACAUAUCGAACUUGAUAAAGUUGGAUAUGGCAAAAAGAGAAUUCGUAACCAGAGUAGCGAAAUUUUCAACGUCUUGUCUACGUCCAGUGAUUCUCCAAAAUCGAAUGGUCAUCAAACUCCCAGACGAUCUUUACAGAACAAUGACUCGUUCAACAAACUCUUCGGUUCUCCAGACGGAAAGAAACCUCAACCAAGACGCGGAUCAUUAACAAAGCAAGACGUCAACAACCGUAAUCCCGUUACUGGCAAUGGAGUCAUAUCAUGGGAUUGUAAACUAACUAAAUCUCCGAAAGUGUACACAGAACGCAAUCCUGUUACCGGAGAAACUUACACGAUUGUCAGCCCGGCUACUACCCCCACAAAACCAUUGAAAAACGGAUUUCUCAACGGUACAUCCACUCCUAAUCACAAUGGUAAUUCAAGCCCUUUGACGAACGGAAAUGCUACCCUCCUGACCAACGGAAACGGAAUCCACACGCCCAACGGAAAUGCGUAAAAAAUAAAUCAGUUGUCGUUUGAAAAAAAAAAAGCAAGAAAUCCUUUAGAGGUUAUUUCAAAUGACAGCUAGGGAUUUCUUUGUACGAAAUUUCAAAAUCGGUGACUGCUAAAAAAUUUAUUUUAUAUUAAUAAGAAAUUUGAAAUCAAUUACAAAAUGUCAAACUAUCAAAGAAAAUUGCGCCUUAAUACCUAAAAUAGAUUUAUUUGUACACAAUAACAAAAACGCCAUAUGUGUAAUAACCUUAAUAAGUAAACAUUUCUAUGGAGACAAAAGUCAUCAAGUAUUCUACAAUUGUAUAAUUCCAAUUAAAAAUUGAACUAUGCCCAUUAAAUAAUAAUCCAACAAAUACUUACUGGCGUAAAAGUAAAAGUCAUGAAAUUAUUUUUUAGCAGUCCUUGUUUGCUUUACCAAAACAAGAUUCAUGUAUUAACUAUCACUUCAUGCUGCAUUUAAUGUAUGUUUGUUUCUUCAUUUGUAUUUUUUUACUUUUUAUUACAUACUAAUUUUAAUGUACCUACCGUUAAUUCGGCAAAUUGGAACAAAAUUAAAGGAACCACUGUAUUUACAUUACAAAUCUAUCAAACAAUCCAAAUUGUUCCUUAUCUGAUUAUAAUUCUAGUAUCCAAAAAAAAAAACUUCAAAAUUUGCCAAAUUAUCAGUGACUUGGCUUCAUAUCAACCACUUAGUAUUCAAAACCAAAUUUUAGCAAUUUUUAGAACUUUAAUAUAUAGGGUACAUGUUAUAUAUUAUAAGGUUUGAAAAAAUGUACUAUUGAAGCACUAAUAAAUAAUGAACAAAGUAUUUAUCCAGUGCGCAUGCCUUUAGAUAGUUCUCUAUGAUCCUAAUAAUUCCUAUAAGCAUAUUAUUAUUACUAUUAUUAUUCGUGUUUGUUAACUUUAAUCUAUAAUUUUAGUCGUGUUUUUCAUCAUGUUUAUAAUUAUUUAAACCUAUAUUUAGUGUUGAGUUUAUAUAAUAUAGGAAAAUAUAGACGUUUUAUACUA
Molecule: messenger RNA, 1659 nt
Organism: Diorhabda carinulata
Lineage: Eukaryota; Metazoa; Arthropoda; Insecta; Coleoptera; Chrysomelidae
Product: microtubule-associated protein Jupiter-like
Exons: 4
Coding region: 137-655 (172 amino acids)
Source: RefSeq, a predicted model, not a curated record